CCAAGUCAUAUGUCUGAGGUCCUCAUGACCACUGCUGUAAAUAUCUACACUGAGUAAAAAAAAGUAAGUACACGUGCUGUGUUAGUGGUAAUCAAUACGUUUUCAAGAAGGAAGGCGGAAGUAAAAUAUGAAUAUAUAAAUGUGAGAGCAGAUUCAAAUCUGUUCAGGGGUUCUCCCCGUGUCACCUGUCUGGAGUUUCCUCAUGGAAAAAGUUUCUGUGUCUCUAGUGUAAGUAACGAUAUUGUAUUCGUACGUUGGCCAACUUUGAUGAAUUGCCGGCAUGUAAUCGGUUGCUUGCGAGGAAAUGUGUCACGGGAAUUUCCUGGCAGGGCGGACUCAAAAGUGCAUUUUGGUAAUAGUAAGUUUUCUUUGAUCUUUCGAUGGAUUCGCUGUUUUUGGCGAGUUGAUAAAGCCUAUGAAAUUUCAUUCUUUGUUUUCUGUACAAAUGAAUACCAUCCUGGGGUAAAUUCGUGCGGUUUACGUGACGCUAUUACAGUUAGAACGCCGGGAAGGCGAAUUUCGAUAAUACAAUCAAUUUCCCUGCGCCUUUGGGGCGGUACCAUAUCUACUUAAAACAUCUUUCGCACCUUCAGACAUUUUCGCGGGAGUAAAUCGUGGCAACAUCUUCUCUGGAUUUUGCGUACACAAGACCUUGUGUCCAUGGCCAGACUUGACAACGGAUGGCUUCUCUCCAUCUUUUUGGUCAUCGUGCCAAACACGAAGGGCUAUCUAGCCCAGCAAGGGGGUCCGCCUCCCCCAACUCGUCUCGAGUGCUGUAUUCCCUAUGAGGAGGAUAGCGGCGUGAUGGUGCGGUCACCCAUCCAGUGCGUAUGGGACCCAGGGCCUCCCUCCAAGACCCCCUCCAUCUACACCUUACACUUGGAGUCUGCUGACAACAGUGUGCAAAAGUUCAAUGGGAAUAGUACAAAUGCGUGUAUUCCACCGACGCUGUGGUCCAGCCACAGUGAGCUGACUGUGUGGGUUGAGGCCAAGAACCAGCACGGUUCUGCCUCCUCUCCAAGGUCCACCUUCAACACAGCCAAGAUCAUGAAAUCAGCUACCCCCAACAUCACUCAGCACACCCUGGCGCCUCUGGAGAUAUACUGGGAGUCAAAGUGUUCAAAGCAGGGUCUGUCUGAGGGCGAAUGCAAGGUCCGCCACCGAGUGUUCCCAGGUGUAAGCUGGGCAGAGGUAGAGGAGGGAUUCCAGGUCGUCUACUGCUUAGAAAAUGUCCUUCCAUAUUCAUGGUAUGAGUUCCAAGUACGCUGUUCGUGUCUUGGGAGCUCACUGAGUGACUGGAGCAAAGUGUAUAAGGUGGAGAGCCCAGGAGCAGCUCCUGUUGGUAUGCUGGACGUAUGGAGUGAUUGCCAAUUAUCACCUCAAAGCGCUGAGUGCGCGCUCAUGUGGAAGACGCCUCCAGGGUGGAAUGCUGGAAGUGAAAUCCUCGGUUAUGUGGUAACGUUGUCUCGUUUGAACGGCAUGGUUACCCUGGUGAACGCAUCCACGGUUGACAAGGCAAGCGACCAGUUGACCUGUGACAAGAAGCUGUGCCACCUUAUGGCCAAAGAUGUGACAGCUGUGAAUGUAUCAGCCUACACUGCAUAUGGGGCCACAACACCUGCUUGUCUUCGUAUACCUCUGACAGCACAAUAUAACAGAGGGGAAGCUCUUCAGCUAAGUAUGAGCGCCGAAAGACUUUUAGUGUCUUGGAAUCCCCCUACUGGAUUCAUAAACAACCAAUCGAAAUAUGUGGUGCAGUAUAAGCAGGCUGGACUCCUGAAAACUCCUGCCAAAGGCUUCGAUUGGAUCAGACUGGACAGGACCCAGAUUAAUGCCACCCUGACAGGCCAGUUUGAGAAUUACACCGCCUACCAAGUGGCAUUGUUCUUGGUAUCUCCCUACGGAGCCAGUGAUCACAUUUCAUCUGCAGUUGGAUAUGUUCAUCAAGGAAUCCCUCCCAAAGUGCCCUCCUUUGAAGUGGUUAAAGUCAAGGCCAACAGUGUGAAGGUGAUUUGGAAGCCAAUUCUCCUUCCUCAGAGAAGAGGGGUGAUUGUAUGCUAUCAAAUAGGAUUGGACAGCCAAAGAGUGCAUAAUUUGAGUGAGCAUCAAGGUGAUAAAGACGGGAGCUUUUGGUUGGAUUACCUCAACCCUAGCCAAAACUAUGAGGUUUGGAUCAGGGCCAUCACUGAGGCUGGGCCAGGACCAAAGUCCACAGCAACAUUCAAAACAGAGGGCUUUGAUUUCAACCUUCUGUUUUUCCUGGUUAUAUUUUUUACAUUCAUACCUUUCCUCUUGAUAAGGAAAUAUUCCUGGGUAAUUAAGGAAUGCAUUGGUUUUAAGAAAGUGCCUGACCCAAGCAAUAGCCAUGUUUUUCAAAAGAUGAACAACCAGAUCAACUUUUGCAUCCCUGUGGAGGAGCCUGACCCUGUGCUGUCGCACCUGGAGAUCAUUAAAUACAAGUUGGCCGGAGGAAAGAUUGGACACCGAGGAUCACAGGGGGCCAUUGGGGGUCUGAUGGACCGGGGGGAAUUGGCAGGCGAAGGGAACACUGCUUCUAGAGAGGACUGCUACAGCAAAAUGACAGACUCGGACGAGGACAGAGACGAUAGGCCUUCGGAUUAUGAGAAGCACUUCCUUCCAACUGCUAUUGAAAUUAUGUGUCUUUGAUGGUAAUGCGAUGGUUUGGUGUUGUCAAUAACGGCACAAUUUUUUUUUCUGACUUUUUACUCACUGUUAAAUAUUUCUGGAUUAAAUUGUUUUAUUUUUCCACGUGUGUGAAUGUCUAAAGCGUAGCCAACAAUACAUUUCUCCCUUGACAAACAAGCUCUUAAAAAUGUAUCCAAAUAUGUUGCCAAAAUGCACUUUAGAAAACGGUAGUGUGUUAAACGUGCAUCAAUGGUAUUUAAGUAGGCCUUGUUGAUAGAAGUUUCAGCCUGGCCAAAUGCAACAGUAUUAAUUUUGAAAUAAAUUAAAAGUGGUGUAUAAAAAAAACAGUGUAGGCCUACAUGCUAUAGCCUACAUUGUAACGUGAUGAAGCAAUGGAGUAAUAGUGCUAAACCAAAGACGGUACAACAAGUGUAUUUAUAUCUACUUAGUUCCUCACUCGAUAAUGGUGCUCUUAACAAUAGGGAUGCAAAAAAAUAUGAAUGAUGUUAAUAAUAAUGCACAUUACAGUAGGCUAAUCUAUGCGAAUAUUAGACCUAUAACCCGUGACUAUGUAGGUAAAAGGGAACA
Messenger RNA from Gadus chalcogrammus (walleye pollock), 3234 nucleotides. It is a transcript of the gene il12rb2l, whose product is annotated as interleukin 12 receptor, beta 2a, like. The coding region runs from base 661 to 2667 and encodes 668 amino acids. The record is from RefSeq and is a predicted model, not a curated record. Gene Ontology annotation, cellular component: external side of plasma membrane; signaling receptor complex. Lineage: Eukaryota; Metazoa; Chordata; Actinopteri; Gadiformes; Gadidae. Gene Ontology annotation, molecular function: cytokine binding; cytokine receptor activity. The transcript is spliced from 15 exons. Gene Ontology annotation, biological process: cytokine-mediated signaling pathway.